This is a messenger RNA of Zasmidium cellare ATCC 36951, 1461 nucleotides long. RefSeq names its product glycoside hydrolase family 72 protein. The transcript is spliced from 3 exons. Lineage: Eukaryota; Fungi; Ascomycota; Dothideomycetes; Mycosphaerellales; Mycosphaerellaceae. The coding region runs from base 1 to 1461 and encodes 486 amino acids. Gene Ontology annotation, molecular function: 1,3-beta-glucanosyltransferase activity. Gene Ontology annotation, cellular component: fungal-type cell wall; cytoplasm. The record is from RefSeq and is a predicted model, not a curated record. Gene Ontology annotation, biological process: fungal-type cell wall (1->3)-beta-D-glucan biosynthetic process.
AUGAAGUCCCUCGCUAUCCCCACCACCCUCGCUCUCGCAGCCACCGCUCUCGCCGUCAACCCCGUCGUCGUGCGGAAUCAAGAGUUCGUCGAUUCGUCCUCGAAUGAGCGGUUUAUGAUCAUUGGUGUGGACUACCAACCCGGCGGACAAGGCGCAUAUGGCACUGGAGAGGGCGAUCCGCUCAGCAAUGCGACGUCGUGCUUGCGGGAUGCCGCGUUGAUGCAGGAGAUGGGCAUUAACACUAUUCGCUCGUAUAAUGUGGAUCCGACGCUCAAUCAUGAUGAGUGUGCUUCCAUCUUCAACUCCGUGGGCAUUUAUAUGCUGAUCGAUGUCAACUCCCCUCUAUCCGGUCAAUCCAUCGAUCGCUCCAACCCAAGCGGUACUUACAACACCGACUACCUCACCCACAUCUUCACCGUCGUCGAAGCCUUCAAAGCCUACCCCAACACUCUGGGCUUCUUCGCCGGCAACGAAAUCAUCAACGACCUCUCCACCGCCCAGGACCCGCCGCCCUACAUAAGAGCAGUGCAGCGGGAUCUCAAGAACUACAUCGCAGCCCACGCCAACCGCAUCAUCCCAGUCGGCUACUCCGCCGCCCAAGUCCAAGAAGUCCUCGAAGACACCUGGGCAUACCUCCAAUGCAACAACUCGGACAGCGGCGAGGACAUGUCCCGCUCCGACUUCUUCGGCCUGAACUCCUACUCCUGGUGCGGCGCCUCCAGCAGCUUCACCAUCUCCGGCUACAACGUACUCGUCCAAAUGUUCGGCAACACCACCAUCCCCGUCUUCUUCUCCGAAUACGGCUGCAACAAGCCCACCCCGCGCUACUUCGACGAAGUCCCCGUCCUCUACGGGCCCCAAAUGACCGUCCUCUCCGGCGGCCUCGUCUACGAAUGGACGCAAGAAACCUCCAACUUCGGCCUCAUCAACCUCAACGCCAACGGCACCGCCUCCCUCCUCCCGGACUUCGACACCCUGCAGUCGCAGUACAGCAAGCUCAACAUCACCCUCAUCACCACGCAAAACGAAACCGCCACGAACCUCCAACCGCCCCGCUGCAGCGCAGGCCUCAUCUCCAACGACGGCUUCAGCACCGAUUUCAAUAUCCCCGACCCGCCCAGCGGCGCAGAAGCCCUCAUUUCCGCCGGCGUCUCGAACGCUCCCACGGGCAGCAUCGUGCCCGUGACGCAGACAUCCGUCGACACCCCCGUCUACGCGACUAACGGUGGCGAGAUCCAGGGGUUGGUAAUCAGACCCGCCGAGGGCGCUAACAGGCCCGGGAGUGAUAGCGGUCUGACGACAGCGGCGCCUUCUGGCUCGGGCGCUGCGUCCGGGUCGGCGACGGGUGCGUCUGGGGGCAGUUCGAGCAGUAGUGCGUUUGCGGUGAGGGCGACGGGGAGGCCGGUGGGUGGUGCGGUGGCGGCGGUGGUUUUUGGGGCGGUGGGGGUUUUGGCGUUGUAA